Molecule: messenger RNA, 2721 nt
Organism: Penicillium olsonii
Lineage: Eukaryota; Fungi; Ascomycota; Eurotiomycetes; Eurotiales; Aspergillaceae
Source: the annotation of a GenBank genome assembly
AUGACGCAGCCUCCUAGCGUUCUCAUCUCUCCACACGAGAUGGAGGCCUUUACCUUUGCCGUGACCACCCAGGUGGACCUUCCAAUCCGUGUCAAGAUCGGCUCGUUGGAAGGAAAGCAGAAACCGAUCCUAGGCAGUGCUCUGUAUGCGAGCCCCGAGCUCAGACAUACUGGGUCUGUCCAGGACCCCGCAUCUGACCUUUAUGUCACUGUACAGCUAUGGUCCGAAUCAAAACCCCUUGGCGUUCCCAUGAGGACCCGAUACAAGGCAUUUAAAAGUGCCCGAGUAUGGAAUGAGUGGCUACAAUUGCCAGUGUCGAUCAAGGACGCAGAGCGCAAUGCCCAACUCGCUAUCACAAUCGUCGACUUGUCACCAUUGGCUCGUGAUCGAAUUACUCAUGUGCCAUUUGGGGGGACAACGAUUAGCUUGUUUGACGAGGACGGGAAACUGAAGAUGGGGAGACAGAAGUGCAAAGUCUAUCUACAUAAGAGUGCGGACGGCUCUGUUUCAACCUCAACCCCCUCUACUCCACGGCCAAAACGCCGGAAGCCAAAUACCAGGGACCCUUCACAGCAGUCUUCCGAAGAGGCGGAAUUGGAACGGGUGGAAGUCUUGAUCAAAAAGCAUGAGAUGGGCGAAAUACCACGUGUUGACUGGAUGGAUCAGUUACUCUUCCGUCAGCUCGAGAAGCUCAAGCUAAAUGCAGACCAAGCAGCCCACAAGCGAGCCCUUGAACUCGAAGCAGCUACCAAAGAACAUGCGAAGGACCCAGACGAUGAUUUUGAAGAAGAGAAACCGGAAGACGAAUACUUCGAGCUUUACGUCGAAUUGCCACGCUUUGACCACCCUAUCGUUUGGGCAGACCACGAGUAUCCCCCACCACCUAUCUCCGCAUGGUCUCAGAACCAGUCCGCCCACACAGACUCAACCCUCAAGCCAGUACCAGAGGUGCAUUUCGGACCUGGGAUCGCCCGCGCCGACCCCCACAAGGUUAUCAGAAUCUAUGAUCCCGAGGUUGGGCAGAUUGGCAACGCCUGUGAGGAUAAGCACCGGCGUCUGAUCAGAAGCCAUCGAACUGGUAUCAUGGACCGAGACUUGAAGCCCAACCCCAAGAUCCGAGAUGAUCUCAACAUGAUCAUUUCUUACGAGCCAACCCAAGACCUGACUGCCGAGGAGAAGGAUCUUGUGUGGCGAUUCCGUUAUCAUCUCACACGAGAGAAGAAGGCACUUACUAAAUUCGUCAAGUCUGUCAACUGGCGGGACGUCGGAGAAUCGCGCCAAGCGGUGGAAAUGUUCCCUAAAUGGACGGAGAUUGAUGUCGACGAUGCUUUGGAAAUUUUAGGACCAACAUUCGACAAUCCUGCGGUUCGCUCAUAUGCCGUUGAAACGCUGCGAAAGGCCGAUGAUGAGGAGCUACUCCUCUAUCUGCUGCAGUUGGUCCAGGCUCUGAAGUAUGAUGCAACUCCGGAGAAUUUCCCUGAUGCUGCUCCACAGGAGUCUUCGCUUGCGCACUUCUUGAUCUCUCGCGCUGCCAAUAAUUUCAAACUUGGCAACUACUUGCAUUGGUACCUCAUGGUUGAGUAUGACGAUGCCGAUGCAGCGCAGCGUCACCUUAUCACGCGCGUUGAAUAUUACUUCAUGCUUGAGUUGGAGAAGCUUCACCCCGACCAUCGGAAGACGCUCCGGCGCCAAGGCGAAAUGGUUGUCGUGCUUUCGAAGAUUGCCAAGGACAUUCGGUUUGCUCGCGAGAACCGAGUAGGCAAGAUUGAGAUGUUGAAAAAGUCACUCCGAGAUCCCCAAAAUGACUUGGUCAACAUUGAUCCACCAUUGCCUCUGCCAUUGAACCCCGAUGUGGCUGUCACUGGCUUGUUCCCCGAAGAAUCCAAUGUCUUCAAAUCCACUCUUUCGCCUCUACUAAUUACGUUCAAAACAUCUGAUGGUGAUCGCUAUCCAAUGCUGUUCAAGGUCGGUGAUGAUCUUCGCCAGGAUCAAUUGGUUAUUCAAAUCAUCAUCUUGAUGGAUCGCCUCUUACAAAAAGAGAAUCUUGAUCUCAAGUUGACACCCUAUCGAAUCCUUGCUACCAGCGCAACCGCCGGCGCUGUGCAGUUCAUUCCUUCCAUCUCCCUUUCUGCGGCGUCUGCCAAAUACAAGUCCAUCCUCGCUUAUCUCAAAGUGAACAAUCCAGAUGAGAACGAGCCCCUUGGGGUGCGCAAGGAGACGAUGGACACAUAUAUCAAAUCGUGUGCCGGAUAUUGCGUGAUUACUUAUCUGCUCGGUGUUGGUGACCGUCAUCUGGAGAAUUUACUUUUGGCUCCGGAUGGUCACUUCUUCCAUGCCGACUUUGGUUUCAUUCUUGGUCGUGACCCGAAGCCUUUCGCGCCCAUGAUGAAACUUUGCAAGGAGAUGGUCGAGGGCAUGGGUGGCACUACCUCGCCUCAUUACCUCCAAUUCAAACAAUACUGCUACACCGCCUACACGACUUUGCGCAAGUCUGCGAAUUUGAUACUGAAUCUGUUCAGUCUGAUGGUGGAUGCCAAUAUCCCAGACAUUCGCGUGGAGCCCGACAAGGCGGUCCUGAAAGUGAAGGAGCGCUUCCAUCUGGAGAUGACGGAGGAAGAAGCCAUCCGCCACUUUGAGCAACUCAUUGCGGAUAGUGUCAACGCUAUAUUUGGUGUGGUCAUCGAUCGUUUGCAUGACUUUGUGCAGGGUUGGCGGGCAUGA